ACAUUUCUCUAAUCGGAAUAGUUAGCCACUCAUGCAGUAUAAGCAGUUGGACAACUCGCAUGUGAUUGUAUCUGUGCAUUCUGAAUCUAAUGACUGAAUCUUGAUUAGAGAGAUAACGCUUCGAACAUAGAAAAACCCGUAUAGAUAAAUAUUAUUUUCUUCCGUGAAACUGAAGGUAGCGAGAUUUCGAAAGAAACGCUUAGUUCAUUGCAACUGACAUUAUAGAAAAUCUCAAAAAUUUCGAGCAGCUGACACUAAUGUUGGCCAGCCUGGUACACUCUGCUUGGUACAGUCACUGUGGCGUUGUGAUGACAGUUGUGUCAUGUGAAAUAUUAAUGAUGGGUGACGCAUAGAUUUGUUUGUGUUGUUUGCACAGUAGCCUGUGAUGUUCUUACAUGUGAUUCUGUGAGUGUUUACUAUUACUUUAUGACGUGCAGUUGAAAUUCUCUGUUAAGAAUGGCGCAAUUAAAUAUUUUAAACAGCGUUAUAAACUGCAAUACUUCUGUGCUGAACAUUGAUGAAGCAUGCCUCGUCGUGAAUUCUGCAGCGGAGAACAACAUUCAGCUUUGGGCUCAAUCUGAAGAAUGUGUUUCGUGUGACUAUCAGCCUUGGUACACAGUUGGGGCUUUAGAAAAUGCUUCAUUUACAGUGAAAACAACAUUUCCACUUUUAUUGCGUUACUCUUUCAAUGCCUCCAAAUGGUGCUUGAGGAACGUCACAUUCAAAGAGUAUGGUGUAUAUGGGUGGAAUAUAUCUGAUGAUGCUUGCAGUGACUUAUACAUUAUAAAGAAGCCUGACUCACAGUUUCUUCCACUCAUUGUGGCUGUCUGUUUGCUGCUGCUUCUUAGUAUAAUAUCUUACGCAUUUGCUACAGUUGUGGAAUCAGGAUGGUUUACAAACCUAUGGAGGAGGAAUCUCUCCUUCACAGAGCUAGAAAAUGACCUUGGUAGCCCAAACCCAGGUGAUGCACCUCCAAUCAUAAGAAAUGAGGUACUGCAAAUAAUCCGUCGACAGAAUAGGGUUGCAUCUGUAGACAUCUUCCGAGGCUUAUGCCUAGCACUGAUGAUAUUUGUCAACUAUGGAGGAGGCCACUACUGGUUUUUCAAGCAUUCCGUAUGGAACGGUCUCACAGUAGCAGACCUUGUAUUCCCAUGGUUUAUGUGGAUAAUGGGUUUGAGCUUGGCGAUAUCUCUGCGCACACAAUUGCGCUCCAGUAAACCGAAGCUCCAUGUCCUUGGACACGUGUUACGUAGAUCACUUUUCCUUAUUGCCUUAGGAGUAAUUCUGAAUUCAUGUGGCAACCAUGGUACAAAACCUGAUGUGAAGACCCUGCGGCUGCCUGGAGUGUUGCAGAGGCUUGGUGCCUGCUACAUGGUGAUUGGCACAAUAGAGAGUUUACUAAUGUCACGAGAAGGGGCAUUCAGGUAUGGACGCUACAUAGUACUAUCAGAUAUUAUAGAAUCCUGGUGUCAGUGGCUGGUGGUGAUAGCUUUGGCUACGGCCCACGUUGCUAUCUCACUAGCUUUACCUGUUCCUGGCUGCCCGCGGGGCUACUUGGGACCUGGUGGAUGGCACAUGCAUGGACAGUAUGCCAACUGCACUGGUGGAGCUGCCGGUUACAUUGAUCGUCUCAUCCUCACUCCGCAGCACAUGUACAAGAACCCUACAUGCAAGUCCAUUUACCACAAUGAUCAAGUAUAUGACCCGGAAGGUAUACUUGGAACCUUGACAUCAAUUCUAAUGGUGUACCUAGGAGUUCAUGCUGGUAGAAUCCUGCAGUGUUAUAACUACACCUUUAUGAGAAUCUCCCGCUGGUUGUCAUGGGGAGUGGUUACUGGCUUAUUAGCUGGAAUCCUCUGUCAUUUCUCGAAAGAAGAUGGAAUCAUCCCAGUCAAUAAGAAUCUCUGGUCCCUGUCAUAUGUGCUGGCAACUGCAAGCAUGGCUUUCCUUCUGCUUAGCAUAUUGUACUUUGUGGCAGACUGUCAUCGCUGGUGGAGUGGAGCUCCAUUCCUAUAUGCAGGCAUGAAUUCAUUGGUGCUGUAUGUUGGCCACGAGUUGACAAGGCAUAUGUUUCCAUGGAGUUGGAAACCUCUCUACAAUAAUCAUUCUGAGCUAUUGGCAAUGAACAUAUGGGGCACUGCUCUGUGGUUAAUAAUAGCAUAUUUUAUGUAUCGCAAAGACUGCUUUGUGACUGUUUGAGAAGUGUUACUAAGAGACUGAUUUUAUCUACUAUACAUGACACAUACACAUGAUAUGAGAUGAAUACUCAAGGAUAUAUCUUGUACACUAUUUAUUGCCACCGAGUACUACUAGGUACACAGGAAUUGAUUAUAUAGUUGUCUUAAUAUAGCAGAAGUUGAUUUUGAUUUAUUUUUUUUCUUUGUUGAAUGAGUGGUAAUUUAUAAAUUCUGUUUUUUUGCAGCUUUUUGUUAGUUAUUGUUUUCCAAAUAAUGUUUAAAAAAAUUAUCUUAGUUUAUAUUAAUUUUCAGACUGCUGUCACUUGAUACUAGUUGUUUUUAAGUUACUGUAACACAAAGAUUUUAUAUUUUACAAAUUUUAAAGAAUCAGUGAGGAUUUCACAUAUAUUCCCUGCAAUCUGUUAUGUUACAUUUUACAUAACUUUGUCUUCCCUCCCAGGAAAUGAUAUAUUAAGUGAGAAGUCAUUAUAUUUUUGUGAAUGAAUUAUUUCAUUAUUCAGUUGCUUGGAAUUCAUGUACUUUGUCCUCACCCAACUCGCCAAAUUUUGAAAAUACUCUGGUGAGUUUACAACUUAUUUUACAAACAUGUUUGUGAUUAUCUUAAAAUUUCCUUGUCUUGUCCUUAUCCUUUUUAACUUUAUAAUAAUUUUGUGUUGUGUUAAAGGUAGUUGUCAUUGUCACCCCUGAAAAAGUCCUCUCAUAUGCAAGAACAUUGUGUCUAGCACUUAUGCAGUGAAUUGAAUUUUCCCUGAAAAGCUGUAUUUAUGAUGUGUGAUCCUCUAAUAUGUAUUCAGUACUUCAUAUAGGAGCAGACAGUCCUGUUACUCUUCAUAUUGCUGAACGAUUGGGAAUUUAACCACUAUGUUUUUUACAGCCACAGUUCAUAUUCUCAUCAGUAACCCUCAUAUAGUAUUCAGUUCACAUCUACAUCUGUAACAUUUAUCAUUGAGGUCAGUGGCAAUGCUAAGGUCACAUAAGAGACAGAGGGUUAAGUAUGUAAAUGAAAGAAAAAAAAAGGACCAUGUGUGCCUGACUUGGAUUGAUAAGAGAUCUAGGUGAUCACUGCUACCUCUUCUACUUCAUUGUCUUUCCAUAACAGUCACUUCUUUUGUCUUAUUUUGCAUUCCAGAAACAGCACUGCUGGUCCCUAGGAUUAAGGAUUUGUUGUCCUUUCCUUUGUAUUUGACAACUAUGAACUGUCUGUUUCAGUUUAUGUUUCACAUUUCGUAAAGCAUUAUUGUCUCUCACAUUUCAUGGAGGAUUUCCAUUAGUAAGUAUAAUCUGUAGAGCAGGAAGCAAAAUGUGAAUCCCAAUGUCCCAUUGCCAUUUAUUAUCAACUAGAUAAAAUCUUAAAUUUGACUUUAAUCUCCCUGUUCUAGGAUUUGUUUUUAGUAUACAUUAUUUAUUUAACAAAAUUUGAGUAUUUUUGCAAAAUAGAUUGUAUUUUAUUUGUUAUUUAUAAGACUGCUCCAGCAUUGUUGUUAAUUUCAGAAACAGCUAAUCAUGCAUCAUUAGGAUUACCAGUAAGAAAAAUAAUAAAAUUUGUGCCUUAAGAGCGUACAAAAUUCAUAGUCACUGACAAUAUGCAACUACUGAUUACUUCAACUGAUCAGUGAGCUUGCCUCCCAAUUUUGUCAGUGUGACAUUAGCUGAACAUUUGCACUUUGCGUGUAAUAAAAAUCCAACAUGACGCAAAUGAACUUGAAUAUGAUUCAAUUUUGAUUCAAGCAAAUACUGGCUUAAAAUGAUCUGAGCACAUGAACUUAAAAUUUUAUUGUAUUUAUUGUAUAGUUUUCUUUUAAAACAUUGGUGUAAAAUCAGUUUAUCCAUAGUAAUGUGAUUCAUGUGUAAAAAAUAUGGCCGUAAGACCUACUGUUAAUAGUCUUUGAUGUGUUUUAAUUGGUAUCAGCACUGAAAAAGUUAAAGAACGAAACCAUACAGAGAAAAUAAGUAUUUUUAGCUACUUUUAUGCCAGAUACACCUAUUUUUAGAUCUCCUUACAUUGUAAUAUUAUGUGCAUAAAUAAAAAUAACUGAAAUGUUUAAA
This is a messenger RNA of Schistocerca gregaria, 4244 nucleotides long. Its product is annotated as heparan-alpha-glucosaminide N-acetyltransferase-like. The transcript has 11 exons. The coding region runs from base 457 to 2199 and encodes 580 amino acids. NCBI's taxonomy places the organism in Eukaryota, Metazoa, Arthropoda, Insecta, Orthoptera, Acrididae. The record is from RefSeq and is a predicted model, not a curated record.